AGCGGUUAGCACGCGAGAUUUUGAUCAUUCAAAUAUUCUCGAGUCCGUGAGUUUACUCUAAUCAUCUUCCGAUGGUAUCUAAUUCUAACUCAUUUCAGUGGGUUCGAGCCCCAGUACGACCUGAACUAAUACCAUGUCUUUUUGUAAGAGUAUCUCCUCUUGGAGACGACUAACAUCACUUUCUUUCUUUUUCAUGGGUUCAUCUUUCGCGAAGGCUAUUACGUGGUCGCGACAUAAGUUUUGCUCGGCUCUAGCGCGAGACGCGUGAAUGGUAUGUUGGUGACAUGCGCUUUCAGGAACUCGUCAUCAUGCUUGGCUGCAACACUGAAGUGAUCAAUCACUACCAACUACCUUUUCCACUGGCACCUGCCAUACUCGACGCACAAUGCCACGUCGAGCACCGAUAGCAACAGCUAAGCUCGAGGCUCCCACCGUGUCGCGACCACAAACGACCCACACUCAGCGCAUGGAGUAUCGCAUAGGGAGAGGAGAGAUGGGCGUCUUGACCUUCGAGCCCUACAAAUCCUACCUGCUCCCACUAUGGCGGUUUCGAACUCCGGACAUUGCACGACAGUCCUCGACCCUUUUACGAGAUGAGUUUGAGCACUUUGGACAAGAGGACGACUUUGUGGGCAUGGACAUGACUCGCAAGUUUAUACAAAUGGGGUUCACGCGAUCGAAACGAUAUGCAAACCACAAGGGUGGAAGAAAGUACGACAAGGAUCAUGAGGUUCUACCAAAUAGCAAGGAUCACGCGGACAAGGAGGAAAAGGAAGAGUCCAGUCGGAUAUUCAAAGACGUGCUGGAAGAGAUCAAGCAAGAUGAGACGUAUUUGCGACUCAAAGAGCAGUUCCAGAAGGAGCUGAAGGAAUACAAGAAGCAGUCAUGAUGCGAUACUAAACUCAAAACAUAUCAAUCGGCGGCAGUACUUGUUACUGUACACGUUCAAUCAUCUGUGCUCCAAUCUGGAUGGCCACAUAGCUUGGACAGGGUGGUACUGACGACCAGUAUCUGGUGUCAAUGUAGCCUCCAUUCUAUGUCCAUGCAUUUUAGCUCCGAGAUAUCUAGACGUCCCCGCUAAUUUCUCUAGUAGUAUAUGCUCACAUGCGCUUUUUGCAUCAGAAUGAGGCGGUUGGCAAAGGAGGAUGACCAUUUCUCAAUUCUGGGAGAGGUUGUGUGAGACAGGCAGGAAGAAUUAGGAAUGUAGAAGUCUUGAUGUCAAGGGGGAAAUGAAGUACACCAUCUGUCCCAUAUGUCUGACCAUUCCGCGACAGUGUAGACCUUGAGAGGCUACUCUAAUUCAAGCACCCAUGGAAUAGGGCAAAUUAGU
Molecule: messenger RNA, 1330 nt
Organism: Aureobasidium subglaciale EXF-2481
Lineage: Eukaryota; Fungi; Ascomycota; Dothideomycetes; Dothideales; Saccotheciaceae
Exons: 1
Coding region: 386-889 (167 amino acids)
Source: RefSeq, a predicted model, not a curated record